AUGCUCCUUGUCUUUGGGCUGUCUUUCGUCUUGUUCAGCGGCAGCUGUCUUGGCCGGAAUAUCGUCUUUCCUCCAAUUCACGCUGUUCCUGUGCAGGCGCCUCUAACCACAGAUAAUCUUGAGAAUAUCGAUAUCAUAACUGGGAGCCAGUUCUCGGGAUUAUCAACGUUCGCUCACGUUCCAUAUGUCAACUGCUUUGUGGAUAGUGAAGCAGAGAAGGAGAAGUAUGAUAUUGCUUUCCUUGGAGCGCCGUUUGACACGGGUGUAACUGCUCGGCCAGGUGCGAGGUAUGGUCCUGGAGGCAUCCGACAAGGUUCCACGCGAAUGAAAGUAGAAAGCGCUUGGAACAUAUAUACAGGAGUAAACAACCUCCUCAGUUGGGCCAAAAUUGUGGAUUGCGGUGAUGCACCGUUAACCUUUUUGGACAAUACCAUUGCCUUAAAACAGCUUGAUAAAGCCCAUAAGGUCAUUUCAUCGCGCAUAGCCAAUUCAACGGAUAUAUCCUUAGUCCCAAGGAUCAUCACCCUCGGGGGUGACCACACUACCACCCUUUCUGCGCUACGAUCAACUUAUGAAAAAUGGGGUCCGGUUUCGGUUAUUCACUUUGAUAGCCAUAUCGAUACUUGGGACCCCACGGUUUUAGGCGGUGGAAUCUCCGACUAUGCAGGAGUAAACCAUGGCACUUUCUUACAUAUCGCCCACGAAGAGGGUCUUAUUCGCAACGAUUCAAUCCACGUGGGCAUUCGGGCCCCCCUCAUUCGACGUAAAGGCGAUCUCCGCAAUGAUAUCCGAUGCGGUUUUGAUAUGAUCACGGCUCGGGAUAUUGACUUAAUUGGCACAUCUGGGAUCAUUCAAAAAAUUAAAGAUAGAGUCGGCUCAAACAAUGUGUACAUCAGCGUUGAUAUUGAUGUCCUAGAUCCUGCAUAUGCGCCAGCCACCGGGACUGCAGAGCCCGGCGGGUUUUCCACCCGCGAAUUACUCACCAUCAUAGACGGGUUACGCGGGCUUCCCGUCAUCGGCGGCGAUGUCGUAGAAGUCGCGCCAAUUUAUGACACAAGAGGCGAAACGACAGUUCUCGCAGCAGCUGAGAUAGCCAACUCUUUGUUGGGCCUCAUGAUUGCAAUGCCUGUUCCUGUCAAGGGAUAA
Messenger RNA from Uncinocarpus reesii 1704, 1146 nucleotides. RefSeq lists its product as uncharacterized. Bases 1 to 1146 code for a protein of 381 amino acids. The transcript is spliced from 8 exons. Lineage: Eukaryota; Fungi; Ascomycota; Eurotiomycetes; Onygenales; Onygenaceae. The record is from RefSeq and is a predicted model, not a curated record. Gene Ontology annotation, molecular function: agmatinase activity; metal ion binding.